AUCUGUAUGGUAAUGCUCUGUAAUGCUGUAGUUGUUUACGCUUCCUUUUGUUUUUGAUCGGGCCAUUUGCCAUCAGAAGUUCCGAUAAAGCCAUAUGGUGAUAGAAAGUUGUGCAUGCAAAAAUUUCUUGAUCUGAUGGGAAAGUGAAAUUUCCAGGAAAAGAGUCAUCUGAGGUGCUGACCUGGCCUAAUCGGAUGAAGGUUGCAAUAGGAGCUGCGAGAGGUUUGAGAUAUCUUCAUGAAGAUUGUCGAGUCGGAUGCAUUAUACAUAGAGACUUCAGGCCCAACAACAUCCUCCUCACCCAUGACUUUGAACCCAUGGUCGGUGAUUUUGGCCUAGCAAGGUGGCAAGCAGAUGGCCAGGCAGCUGAGGAGACACGGGUUGUUGGUGCAUUUGGGUACUUGGCUCCAGAGUAUACUCAGACUGGGCUUAUAACAGAGAAAGCUGAUGUAUACGCAUAUGGAAUAGUUCUUUUGGAGUUACUAAGUGGCUUUAAGGCCACCGAUUUCUCAAGAAGUACAGGAAAACAAUUUGUGUCUGAUUGGGGCCUUCCUUUGCUGAAAAGGGGGAUGAUUAAUGGGAUAAUAGACCCUCAAUUGUUGGACAAGUACGUAAAAUGGGAAGUAAAUGCCAUGAUGCAUGCUGCAGAAUUGUGCCUCUCGCCACUGCCAGAACAAAGACCAAGGAUGUCGCAGGUGUUGAAAAUACUGGACGGAGAUUUCCCUGGUAUUGCCUCUGCUUUUGCGCAGCAUAUUUCCGACAACCAAAGUGAAAACUUAGACAGCCAAAACACCUCUUGGGUGAUGCAUCAUAAUGUGAACGAAAAUCCUUCCAGACUAAGUGAAUAAAAACGAAAUGGCCAAGAUACUACAUGCGAGCCAGCAUUGCUUUCGGAUGGUUGUGGAGCAGAAAGAAGUUCUCGUGCUUCAAAUAGUUCAGAGAGGCUCUUAAGUGAAGAAUACCAGGCAUAUUUACAGGGUUCAUUGGCCAAAUUUAUACAGAAUAUGAGGGUACAUUGAUAGUUACAUAAGUAGCUAAACAAGUGAUUAUGUUAGAUGAAUCAGUGUUGUAAAUUUUUUGUGAACGGUAUAGUUAACACAUAGGAUGCCAAUCACUAACUGAGAGGGUUAUGCAGAAGCAUCUUCUGACUGGGCAUAUAUUGGUUUUCACCACACAAGACUCAUUCAAUUUUUAUUUAUGCAGUGAUGAGUUUCUACUUUCCCCAUAAACUUCGGAUUUCAUAAGAUUCUUGUGUGAGCAUGGAAAUCCAACUAGAAUGGGAGGUAUAUAACAUUCCUGCCAAGUGUAAUG
This is a messenger RNA of Eucalyptus grandis, 1311 nucleotides long. RefSeq names its product inactive protein kinase SELMODRAFT_444075-like. The record is from RefSeq and is a predicted model, not a curated record. Gene Ontology annotation, biological process: protein phosphorylation. Gene Ontology annotation, molecular function: protein tyrosine kinase activity; ATP binding. Bases 195 to 848 code for a protein of 217 amino acids. NCBI's taxonomy places the organism in Eukaryota, Viridiplantae, Streptophyta, Magnoliopsida, Myrtales, Myrtaceae. The transcript has 5 exons.